Messenger RNA from Adineta steineri, 1334 nucleotides. The record is from the annotation of a GenBank genome assembly. NCBI's taxonomy places the organism in Eukaryota, Metazoa, Rotifera, Eurotatoria, Adinetida, Adinetidae.
UUUCGUAAUAUUUAUUUUAAUUAGAAAGUAAUUAUCAAAUAGCUUAGGAAAACAAAAUUAUUUUAAUAUGUAAAACUAUAGUAAUAGGAUGCAACUAAGUGUUUAUAAUAACGCACUUUAACAAUGAGAAAUAAAUAGAAAAUAAUAUAAUGGAGUAAUGCAUAUUUUUAUGAUAUAUACUCAUUUGAAAAGUUAUAAAAGUAAUUCUAGUAUAUAAUAUUCAGUUAAUGUUUUGCUUAUAAUUUGAGAUAUCUAAUUAAGAAUAAUACGAUUCUAUGAUCAGAAAAUAUAUUAUAAAUUACAAUUAGUGUAUACACAUACCUUCUAUAAGAUGAUUAUGUUAUAAUGUUACAUGUCAUUUAAAAAUUAUGAAUACUCUUAUUUUUAUGAUAUGAAUAUAAUCUAUUAGAUAGAAUGAUGGAUAUAGCGUUGAUAUCUGUCAAACGUACAGGAACUGUAAAGAUAAAUAUGUUAGUAGGAUAUUUGGAAUAAUGAAUAUUAAAAUUGAAUUUUAUAUAAGAUAAACAAGAUUGACGUAAGUGUUAUCUUUUGAACAAAACUAUUUAACCCUUUGAGUUCCAAAUUAUUUUUUACUAGAUUAAAUUUAAGUAAGCUGUACGAUUCGCUUAUUCUAGAUACAGAAAUACAGUUUAUAAAUGCUGAGGGAUGGGUGUGAGUGUGACUGCUGAAAAAUAUAACUGUCCUCAUCACACACCCUCAAGAUGACUACAAAUUCCUGCAUUUUGUAUAGAAACAUAUAGUAUAAGAAAACAUAAGAAUUAGAUUAUCAGCUCAAAUAAAAAUUCGAUUUAGAAUCUUUUAGAUAAGAUAGAAGUCUAUGAAAAAUUUUUAUUACGAAAAUUUUAUUUCCCAAUCUUAGAAUACUGUUACACGAGAUCGAUAAUUGAACACAUUUAUUAUAUUUUAAUAAAAAUUAUUAAGAGGAUUUAUUCCAAAAUAUCAAUUAUGAAAUACCUAUUAAACACAACAUAUUGUUAUUUGCUCUCUCUAAUAUAUGAACUAUUUUUUAAAUAAAUAUUAUAUUCUAUCUUUUUUCACUAUUAGAUAACCCAACAACUAUACUAUCAGCUUCAACAUCAAUCGCAAAUUUAGUUUCAACGCCAGUAGUAGUCACACCGUCAACAACGGUUUCAACAUCAGCAAUAGUCACAACAUCACAAAAGAGUAGUUUAACUAAUACAACAACAAAAUUAUCAUCAACAAGCGCUACAAGCUCUCUAUCAACAAAUCAUUCAUUUGCAACUCGUAAUUUGGAUUCAAAAUUAUUAAUAUUAUUAUUAUUUUGCUUCAUUAUGAUUUUUAUAAACAAUUAA